Molecule: messenger RNA, 2519 nt
Organism: Geodia barretti
Lineage: Eukaryota; Metazoa; Porifera; Demospongiae; Tetractinellida; Geodiidae
Source: the annotation of a GenBank genome assembly
GCGCUCCCUUUGAGUAUUGGUACACCACGUCUGUCCCAUAGAUAGGGUAGCUUGUCUCUCCGCGGCCGCCGCUUCUCACCGCUUCCUCUCUUUCUCUCUCUCCUGUCACAAUCUCUGGUUACACAGCUAUAUCUGUCUGUUUACUGGAGACGGGGACUCUAGCAGCAGCAGAUCAACAGAUUGCCGCGAGAGAGCAGACGAAGGCGCAAUACGUGCAAUGAGUGGUCGUCGAGGAGACGUCAGUGUCGGCUUUUCUCAUCUCCCGCGGCGGAGGGACACGAAGGAGAGCAGUCCGGCUGUUAGCACACACUCUUUCCAGUCUGCCUUUCAAAGCAAGCCAGAAGAUUCACCUCAUCUUUUGCUCGUACGCGUGACGUCACAAAGUUCACGUGAAAAUUAAUUGAAUUUUAGUGCUAUUCGACCUUGCGCGCGCCUCGGAGGCCGGAGCCGGCUCGCUGAGGGUUUGGGCUUUUGCUGCUGUGUGUCUGCGAUCGAGCGUCUCUUUCAAGGCUCCCAGUAUCGGUAAUGGCAAGUAUCAGCGCUCUGAGGAGAUGGUUAAGCGGAGAUCGCUAUCCGCAGGACGCCAGGAGACCGCCUGCAAAGGUGGACGAUACGUACCAGACGGUGCAGGACGACCAGCCCCACAACCCGUACACUGAGGCCUUGCUGCUCCACGGUCACUCAGGUCCUGUCCUCAAGAUCUGCAACAUCCCGGGCAACAGGUUUGUGACCCUGUCAGAUGAUACUCUUAUCAUCGUGUGGGAUGCUGAGGUGAGAGGGAAGAGGUUAGAGGAGAGGCGGGGAAUGUGAGAAGGGGAGGGUGUGAAGAGUGGCAGUAGACUGCAGGUCCUGAGAGGCCACACUGCAGCCGUGACGUGUGUCCUCUCCCUGCCUCGCUCCUCGUCUGAAGAGGACAUCAUCAUGACCGGCUCUCUCGACAAAUCGCUCCGGUUAUGGAACCUGAACAGUGAGGAGAUGGUGAUAGAGGAAGGACCGUGUGUUAGAGCAGUCACGGACCACUCAGGAGCCAUCCUGUGCCUGACUCAGCUGGGACACGACCUGGUGUGUUCCGGAGGUCACGACCUUUGCCUGUGGGACACCAAUGGAGCCCUGUUGGACAAGUUUGACAGGUGCACGCUCCCAGACACAAGUGAUGUCCACACUGUCCUGAGACUGGAGACAGCUCACCUCAGUGUGGUGGCCGCCUCUAACUACAAGUGUCUCUCCGUAUUUGACAUUGAGAAGCCGAUGUUGACGGACAAGGGCUGCUACAAGUUCAUGCGUGAUCAGAAGAGACGCUACCUCAACCAGUCCCACGUCUACCCCAUCACCUUCCUGUCGGGGAUCUCUGCAUCAUUCUUUGCCUCUGGGUGUCAGGGUGGCUCCAUCAUCGUCUGGUCCGUACAACACCUGAGUGCACUCAAAAUAUUCUACUGCCUGCCGCAGCCCCAGAGAGAACUGACAACUACUGAGUUCACUAAAGUAUCUUGCAUUGAAGUUGUGGCAGAGGGAUAUGUGUUUGCAGCUGUUGGCUGUGGAUUCAAGAUGUAUGACGUUCUUGGACAAGAGAAGGAUGCGGCAGGUCACCCGAAGCCUCUGGUGUCUCACACUUGUGCCCACCUCUUGCCACUCACCUCUCUUACCUUCCUUCAGGACAGAGCUCAGCUGGUGACAGUGGCUGAGGACAAGACAAUGAGACUGUGGGGGAGCCCUGCCGCACGACAGAGGAGAGAGGGAGAGGGGAAUGGGCAUGCAACGCAGGGGAAGUCGGCCAUUGAGAUGUUUAUUGGACCAACCAGGUUGGUGCCUUGGUCUGUGUGUGUGUGUGGCUCUCUCUACCUGGUGUGUGUGUGUGUGUGUGUGUGUGUGCAGUCGGAAGUCAUCACUACCGACUGUUCCACUCCUGCUGGGAGAACUUCAUCUCCACGCUGGUGUCAUCAAGGUAUUGAGUGCACUGGAAGAGCAGGGUGUUGUAACUGGAGGAGAUGAUGGGUCCCUGGUCUUAUGGAAGGAUGGAGAGAGAGAGAGGGAGAGAAGAGAUAGAGAGAUGUAUUCUUUCAUACUGGGACAGCCACACGCUCCCGAGUGAAACUUACUCUCCAAGUCAUUAUACUAUUGUGUGUUAAAAUUGUUCACUUUUUAAAUUUGUGUUAAAGUUAUUAUCCCUCUCUAUGGAUUGCUGUGGAGAGUUUUUUCAGCUCUGCACUACUGGGGAUUGGGUGUCCUGGUCAUGGAUGAGCUACCAGUGAGAUAUUUUCAGAUUUCUCAGAGUUGCAGGAGGUAGACUGUGUCUUAGGUCUCCGUGGUGAGCUCUGUAGGACGAGGCAGCUGUCGAGUUUAGCAGGUGACCUACAGGACAACAGUUUAGGACAACAACACUGUUUAGCAAGACUGGGAAAUAGUAACUAUUGUCCCCUUCUCCUCGAGUUCUUGUGAUUUGCACUUACGGUGUACCAUGAAAACUGAACAGCUCAUGCUAUAAUAAUUAUACAUAAAAAGAAAAAAGUCUGGUAGACCAA